UGAAUUUUACACAUCAGAGAAUAAAGAAUAUAGUUAAAAAGUGAGUUUGCGGAAGCAUUAAAAAUAUAAAUUAAUUUUUAACUGCCAAAAUAGUUAAGCUGUUACGUACAGGAUACAUAUUUUAUAUAGUAAUAGUAAAUUAAUUUAAUACAUAUAGCAUAAAGACACUUCAAGAUGAAGGUUUGCUUAUUACUUUUGGCCGUUGUGGCCUUUGUGAGUCUCUCACAUGGUGAAGAGAAAAAAGAAAAGGAUAAGGACAUUGGCACAGUGAUUGGUAUCGAUUUGGGAACAACAUACUCCUGUGUUGGUGUAUAUAAAAAUGGACGUGUAGAAAUUAUUGCCAACGAUCAAGGUAAUCGCAUCACACCAUCUUAUGUAGCAUUUACUGCUGAUGGUGAGCGUCUGAUUGGUGAUGCUGCUAAGAAUCAGUUGACAACAAAUCCUGAGAAUACAGUAUUCGAUGCCAAGCGUCUCAUUGGUCGUGAAUGGUCAGAUUCCAAUGUCCAACAUGAUAUCAAAUUCUUCCCAUUCAAGGUUGUAGAAAAGAAUUCAAAACCACACAUCAGUGUAUCCACGGCUCAAGGCAACAAAGUAUUUGCCCCUGAAGAAAUUUCCGCUAUGGUUUUGGGUAAAAUGAAGGAAACCGCUGAGGCUUAUCUUGGCAAGAAAGUUACACACGCUGUGGUUACUGUGCCAGCUUAUUUCAAUGACGCUCAACGUCAGGCCACCAAAGAUGCUGGUGUCAUUGCUGGUUUGAACGUGAUGCGUAUUAUUAAUGAACCUACCGCCGCCGCUAUUGCUUACGGUUUGGAUAAAAAAGAAGGAGAGAAAAAUGUGUUGGUAUUCGAUUUGGGUGGUGGUACUUUUGAUGUCUCGUUGCUAACCAUCGACAAUGGUGUAUUCGAGGUAAUUGCCACCAAUGGUGACACUCACUUGGGUGGUGAAGAUUUCGAUCAACGUGUAAUGGAUCACUUCAUCAAAUUGUACAAGAAGAAGAAGGGUAAGGAUAUACGCAAAGACAACCGUGCUGUUCAGAAAUUGCGUCGUGAGGUAGAGAAGGCGAAACGUGCUUUGUCUGGUUCUCACCAAGUUCGUAUUGAAAUCGAAUCUUUCUUCGAGGGUGAAGACUUCUCAGAAACUCUAACCCGUGCAAAAUUCGAAGAAUUGAAUAUGGACUUGUUCCGCUCAACCCUAAAACCAGUCACCAAAGUUCUUGAGGAUGCUGAUAUGAAUAAGAAGGAUGUACAUGAAAUUGUUUUGGUUGGUGGUUCUACACGUAUUCCAAAAGUACAACAACUUGUCAAAGACUUCUUUAGCGGCAAGGAACCAUCUCGCGGUAUUAACCCUGAUGAAGCUGUUGCCUAUGGUGCUGCUGUUCAAGCUGGUGUACUUUCGGGCGAACAAGACACCGAUGCCAUUGUUUUACUUGAUGUCAAUCCAUUGACUAUGGGUAUUGAAACUGUUGGUGGUGUGAUGACAAAAUUGAUUCCUCGUAAUACUGUAAUCCCAACCAAGAAAUCGCAAAUCUUCUCUACUGCAUCUGACAAUCAGCAUACAGUUACCAUCCAAGUUUACGAAGGUGAACGUCCAAUGACUAAGGAUAACCAUUUGCUUGGCAAAUUUGAUCUCACUGGCAUUCCACCAGCUCCACGCGGUAUUCCACAAAUCGAAGUAUCAUUCGAAAUCGACGCCAACGGCAUUUUACAAGUUAGUGCCGAAGAUAAGGGUACAGGCAACAAGGAAAAGAUUGUCAUUACUAACGAUCAGAACCGUUUGACUCCUGAAGAUAUUGAUCGCAUGAUCCGCGAUGCUGAAAAGUUUGCCGAUGAUGACAAAAAACUGAAAGAGAAGGUCGAGACCCGCAACGAAUUAGAAUCAUACGCCUACAGUUUAAAGAACCAAAUUGGCGAUAAAGACAAAUUGGGUGGUAAAUUGAGUGAUGAUGAAAAGACCAAAAUGGAAAGCGCAAUCGAUGAUACCAUCAAAUGGAUGGAACAAAACGCCGAUGCGGAUCCAGAAGAGUACAAGAAACAAAAGAAGGAUUUGGAAUCGAUUGUGCAACCCAUUAUUGCCAAACUGUACCAAGGAGCAGGUGGUGCACCACCAACUGAAGAAAGUGAUGAUGAUGCGAAGGACGAGCUGUAAGGGGAGGAUGGAGUAAACAAUUAGUCCUUAAUACAUUUACUAUUAAUUUCAUUUAGUUGUUAAAACUGAUAUAGAAAAUUUCAGACUGAUACACUCUUAAACAAAAUAAGUUUAAUAAAUUUCGAAGAUCUAAUACGAAGAAAAAAUGAAA
Messenger RNA from Bactrocera neohumeralis, 2296 nucleotides. RefSeq names its product endoplasmic reticulum chaperone BiP (gene Hsc70-3). The record is from RefSeq and is a predicted model, not a curated record. Gene Ontology annotation, cellular component: cytoplasm; nucleus; endoplasmic reticulum lumen. Bases 175 to 2145 code for a protein of 656 amino acids. Gene Ontology annotation, molecular function: ATP binding; ATP-dependent protein folding chaperone; ATP hydrolysis activity. NCBI's taxonomy places the organism in Eukaryota, Metazoa, Arthropoda, Insecta, Diptera, Tephritidae. The transcript has 3 exons. Gene Ontology annotation, biological process: protein refolding; cellular response to unfolded protein; endoplasmic reticulum unfolded protein response.